CACCGCCACCAGCAGCUUCUUCCCCUCCCCACUCCCCACCAUGUUCCCGGACGUGACCAUGGGGGAGAUGAUGGGUGUCGGGGGAGGGGGAGGAAGCAUGGGCGGUGGGGAGAGGGGCUGGGGAGACAUGAUGGGGGGGCUGAUGGUGGGUGGGGAGCCGGCUGGGGACUUGGUGAGGACUGGCGCCCCCAACAUCAUCUGCACGGUACUUCCUCCCCACUGGCGCUCCAACAAGACCCUCCCCAGCGCCUUCAAAGUGGUGUACCUCGGCCCGGUGCAGGACGGUACGGUGGUGACGGUGCGCGCGGGCAACGACGAAAACUGUUGCGCUGAGAUUCGAAACAACUCGGCGAUCAUUAAGGACCAGGUGGCGAAGUUCAAUGACCUGCGCUUCGUCGGGAGGUCGGGCAGAGGCAAGAGCUUCCUGCUGACCAUCACCGUCAGCACCUCGCCGCCCCAGGUCGCCACGUACAGCAAGGCCAUUAAGGUCACAGUAGACGGCCCCAGGGAGCCAAGGUCGAAGUCACUGGUGUUCCCAGGGUGCGGCGGCUUCCCCUGGGUGGGCCGCCCCUUCCUCGCCCCCCUGGACCCCCUCCGCGCCGCCGCCGCCGCCGCCGCCGCCGCCAGCGACCCCCUCACCGCCUCCCUCGCCCUCAAGUACAACGGAGUGAUGGAGGCAGCCUGGCCCGGGUACACCACUGCCUCACCCUAUCCCCCACCCUACCUCGGCUCCUCCCUGUCCGCCUGCCCCUCCGCCACCCAUCCCACCCACGCCGCGCACCUACCGCCCACUCUCCCGCCCACCUCCCAGCGCGGCGCUCCCCCCACGCAGCAGGAGGCGGCAGCGGCGGCGGCGGCAGCGGCAUCGAACAACCAUCUAAGUUUUUUGACGGAGCAGUUGGGGGGCGCCUCAGAUCGCCUCCUGCCCCCCCUCCCCAAGGACUUCCUGCCCCCCUCCGUGGCCACCUCCCUCGGCAUCUUCGGGGGGGGCAUGCUGGGGGGCGGGGCGGGGCUGCUGGGGGGCGGGGCCAGCGUCUCCGGCAGCCAAUCAGCGGGGGUCGGGGCUGGGGGGCUGCUUGGAGGGGGGUCAGGGGGGGAGGGGGUGUAUCUUGCCCCUCCCUUUCUCCCUGCCUCCCUCCUCUAUUCCUCCCUCUGCUCUAGCCUGCCCCACCACGCCGCCCCCCCUGUCUCCACCCCCCCGCCGCACCCCCCCUCCACCUCCACCCCCCUACCACCGCUGGGGGGGCUGGGAACCCUCACCACGUUGGCAGGGCAGCCUCUCCCCCGACCCCCUGACCCCGUGUGGCGGCCAUACUGACGGUACUGGGGGGGCGGGGGGGUGGAGGGGGAUGCCUCUCCACCCCUCCGUGAACGAGCGGCUCCACCCCCCACCACACGGACGUUCAGGUGACGUUCGCGGGACAUGAGCGUGACACGAAUCUCGGCGUUCAAGGAUGCGAAACAUGAACCGAAAACGAGACGAAGCACCGAACCGCCUGAACCUUUGAAGCCCAGGUGACGGGACGCUAAUUACAGGUGGCAAUGUAUACCUGUCACCUACCUGUCAAUAUGCCCACUUAACGAAAGGUAACAUGAAGCGUCCACCCACUUGUUUUUAGGCCUAAUUUAAUACAAGGUAACACGUGGCUUGUCUACCUGUAAUCACGCCUACAUAAUUACAGGUGCAUAGUGUCUUAUUACGUGUUUAAGUGGCCGUUUAAUUAAAGGUGACCUGACGCGUCCUUCCAUCUGUUCAUAAGGCUAAUUAACCCCCAAGAAAACGAUGAAAGUGGAUGAAGUGAAAAUAGAGAAAGAAAAUUAUUAUGAAAGUGGAAGAGGUAUAAUCAGAGAACGUAAGAAGUGGAGGAAGGAAAAUUAAGAGAACCUAAAAACAAAGUGGAGUAAAAUCAAAUCAAAUAAUAGUGAAUGAAGUAAAAAUAAGAACAAAGAAACGAAGGAAAAUUUAAUAACAAAGAACGUGGAUGGAGGAAAAUUAAAUUACCAAAAAAUUGAAGAAAAAUCAGAUUACACAGAAAAUGGAUGAAAGAAUGUUGUGUUUGUAGUGAUAUUAAAAAGAAACUGAGGGAAGGGGUAGAAAAGCAGUGAUAUUAUAGAGGAACUGAGGGAAGGGAUGGAAGGAAGCAGAGAAAUAAAAAGGUAGAGGUGUACAGAGCGAUGCAGAAUAGAGAGAACGAAGAAGGUGGUUGAAGAAAAAUAUAACAAAGAGUGAAUAAAAAAAUAACUAGAUAAUACAGAAAAUGACAAUUGAAAAUAAAAGCAUACAAAUAAACGAAUGAAAAUAACAACGAAAUGAGAAUAAUAAAAACGAGAAAUUAACUAAACAAAAAAAUAUGACAAAUGAAAACUGGCCAAUCACGACCAAUUACAAAAACAACCAAUCAACCAAACAGACAAUUAACCAAUGAGAGACAACCACCCGUGCGUGCGUGCGUGCGUGGAUCAGUGCCUUUUUUUAUACAUAUCCUGGAAAAACUAACAACAUACAUAGUGAUAGUUUGUUUGUUUGUUUGUCUGUUUCUUGUUUUCCUAUAUAUAAAUACAUAACCUAUACGAGGAGAGGUCUGUGUGUGUAUGUAUGUAUGUAUGUAUGAAUGUAAGAAUGUGUGAAUAUGGGAAUGUGUGUAUGUGUCUUUGUCUGUGUAUGUAUUGUAUGUAUGUAUGUAUGUAUGUAUGUAUGGGUAGCGUUAACACAUACAUAUGAAGGUUAUUGUAAUACAUCGUUAUU
Eriocheir sinensis (Chinese mitten crab) is the source of this 2746-nucleotide messenger RNA. RefSeq names its product runt-related transcription factor 3-like. The record is from RefSeq and is a predicted model, not a curated record. Gene Ontology annotation, molecular function: RNA polymerase II cis-regulatory region sequence-specific DNA binding; DNA-binding transcription factor activity, RNA polymerase II-specific; ATP binding. The coding region runs from base 41 to 1318 and encodes 425 amino acids. Lineage: Eukaryota; Metazoa; Arthropoda; Malacostraca; Decapoda; Varunidae. Gene Ontology annotation, biological process: regulation of DNA-templated transcription. Gene Ontology annotation, cellular component: nucleus. The transcript has 6 exons.